CGCACCCCUGCGCGAAUUUUAAUGCCAGUGUGUCAAGCUUUAUACGAACAAAGUGUUAAAAUAUCGUAAAGGAAUAAUAUAAGUUAUAAAAUGGAUACGAGUGCCAUGAGUACAUCAGGUCUGCUAGAGUGGGAACUUUCUCUACCAUCAGACCAAAUAAUUUCACACGCGUGGUAUCAUGGCGCUCUCAGUCGAACUGCUGCUGAAAAUUUAUUGCAACAGGACCGUGAAUUCUUAGUCAGGGACUCGUCUUCACAACCCGAUAAUUAUGUACUCAGUUGUCGUUCAAAUGGCCAACAUUUACAUUUUGUUAUACAGCGCAUUGUCGUUCAUCCAGAAACUGUAUAUGAACGGUACCAAUACCAAUUUGAAGACGAAGCCUAUGACACAGUAGCUGAUCUGAUUACUUCUUAUGUUGGAUCAGGAAAACCCAUAUCAGCUGCUUCCGGUGCAAGGAUUCAAUACCCAGCGAACAGAAUGAUGCCUUUGACAUCGUAUAUCACUGGAGAUGAAUCGAAUCCUAUCAUAUCUCCAGCAGGAGAAAGCAAUUAUGGCAAUCCAUAUAGUCUAUACAGUCAUUUUGCAGCAAAACCUGGAAUGCAACUACGAGUGCCUUUCAAAAAGCAACGGUCACACUCGCUAACACCAAUAGACAUGAACCAGCAUGUAACUCACGGAAAGAGCGCAAGUGCUGAUGGGGUUAUACAAACAAAUAAGCAUUUAAUAAAAUUUUCGAGUGAAUCGUGUUCUAAUUCAUGGGACGCUAAUCUUCCUACGAGUCCACCGGCCAAACCAGCAAGAUACGACGGCCCUAAAGCAGACGAGAGGCGUUUAGAAUUACAAAGAUUGUACCACGUGUCUGGGUCCGAUUCCGGAAAUGGAUCUGGUGAUUCUACACAAAGUUCAGCUCACAGUGAUCCCAAUAAAUCAAGAGUGGAGUCAGAUUACAAUUUAACAACUCCUACAUUAAAACAACAAUUUGACUACGACUUAACGGAGGCUAAAUUGUUGCAAAUGGAGAACUUGGAUUACACAGUUGAAUCACGAAUCAAUCUAGAGAAUUUCCAAUCCCAAAUAAUUCCACCAAGCCUAAAUAAACCCUUGGAAUCAGAAACCUUGCACACAAUAAAAUUACUUCUUAGAACGUCUGGCCCUCGUAUUUUAGCAAAUCAUUUAACGAAAAUUGAUUUGCUGUUUUUACUAGAUGAAGCUGUUCAAAUUGAUGGACUUGAUAAAACAACAUCUGGUUUAGAACUAUGUUUCUUGCCGCAAGGAAGAAAUUUGCGAUUAGAUAUUAUAGAACGAAUUGAAACAUUUCGCCUCCUCAUCGCUGUUACAAUAUUGACAUGUCAGACGGAUCGACAAAGGGCAGAUAUAAUAAAUGAUUGGAUACUUUUAGCAAUAGAAACAAAAACAGCUUUAGGCAAUUUAUAUGGAUUUUCAGCAAUAAUGUUUGGUCUAUGCAUGCCACAGGUGGAAUGUCUUGAAAAUGCUUGGAAUAUACUCCGACGUGUUUACACCGAUAAUGCUUUUAUGUUCGAAGCAAAAUUACGACCUUGCUUCAAAAGCAUGAAUGAAGGAACUAACCCUCUUCCACCAAACACAACGACACCAUAUGUGGUACCGCCAAUUUUAUGCUUCCAUAUAUUCGACGGAGAUGGUGGAGCGCUUUUACAAGCAGAUGACACUUUUCCGGGAAGUCUCAUUAAUAAUUUAGAAUUCGACUUCAAUGCAACAGCAGCUCACCUUGAGGCUGCCAGACAUUACCCUGAUCAAGUUGAUAUGUUCAAAAGAAACGCUCGAACAGUGGUCCAGGAAAUGUCUUCGCUGGGGUCGACUUUAGAUCCUUCCUUACUCGAGUUGUUUCGGACGGAGUUUCACAUCAAUUUCUUAUGGGGCGAAAGAGGUGCUCUAACUACUCCCAAUCAGCGAUUUGCGCGAUUGACUGAUAUAUUAACUACAAUGGCGACUAAACUUGUCACCCAUGCACCAGAUCCUGAUGAUGUUGUGUAAUUAUUAUCAUAAUAUUACAAUAAUAUUUAAGAUAGGGGUCUUACACAUAUUAUCUGUUAUCGAAAAUGGCUGAAAGACCUUCCAAAGGCGAGAAAUAUGCGUUUGACUUAUAAGAAGCUGAUUAAGAUAUUGGAACUAUGAACUAUUAAAUUGCGACAUUGUAUACUAAGAUAUAAUUCGAUUAGAGAAAUUGUAAUAAAACUAAUUACUUUAAUUUUACCGAUUGCAAUAACUUUUUGAGACCUCAAUUAAUCAAUUAUAACCAAUAUUUUUCUUACACUGCCAAUAUACUGUGAAAGUUUAAUUGAAACAAAUCGAGUAAUAAAUUCCGUUUAGAAAGAUUUAUAGUUAAUAUUUAUACCUGAUAUAACGAAAUGGUUAUUAAUAUAGCAAUAAGUGACUUUCUUAUUUAUUGUAGGUAAUUGACUUCCAAUAGACUAUGUUUUUUAUUUGAAAACGAGUAGUUUCUUAUUCGUCAAUAUAGUUGUAUUACAUUUAUAAGAAAUACUCAAUUUACGCAGUAGUUACGAAUU
Zerene cesonia (dogface butterfly) is the source of this 2546-nucleotide messenger RNA. RefSeq names its product breast cancer anti-estrogen resistance protein 3 homolog. NCBI's taxonomy places the organism in Eukaryota, Metazoa, Arthropoda, Insecta, Lepidoptera, Pieridae. The coding region runs from base 91 to 2013 and encodes 640 amino acids. The record is from RefSeq and is a predicted model, not a curated record. The transcript is spliced from 6 exons. Gene Ontology annotation, biological process: positive regulation of peptidyl-serine phosphorylation; small GTPase-mediated signal transduction. Gene Ontology annotation, molecular function: phosphotyrosine residue binding; guanyl-nucleotide exchange factor activity.